This is a messenger RNA of [Torrubiella] hemipterigena, 5152 nucleotides long. Lineage: Eukaryota; Fungi; Ascomycota; Sordariomycetes; Hypocreales; Clavicipitaceae. The record is from the annotation of a GenBank genome assembly.
CUGGAAUAUUAGUCCUCAGCCGCUGUAUCCACGGCGUUACAGCGGGCUUACAGGGCAGGUACGAGACAUAACAGUGCACCGCCGCACCUCUUUUCCCAGAAAUACAGUACCGCCACAUCAGUUUGCUCUUCUAUCUGCUCGCUGUGGCUGUGAUCCACCGGCACUGCAUACGGUACAUCGUCAACGCAACGGGCACAUCGUCACUCGUUUCUUUUUCCUUGACACAGCCCUCUCUCCCUGCACGUACAAAUCGCCAACAGGCGCGGUAUCCCACCUCUUUCUUUAUUAUGGCCGCAUGAAUCGACGUUGUUGACAUUUCUUGCUUUUCCCACAACACUAUUUCCCCUGCCAUCGUGCUUCGUGGACCCAAUUCCUGGUGAAAAUUACGCCGCGUCCUUAAAAUGAAGCUCCAUCGGCCACCAUUCCGAAGCCUCUCGCGCCAGCUCCCCCUUCGCCCUCGACCCUGCCAGCUUCCCGCAAGCUCCACAGCUGCUGCAUUCGCUGCGUUGCCAAGUCGCGUGUCCAACAAAUUUAACAGAGCUUAUUCCGUUGUCUCUGCAGCGGAUCUGAGAUUCGGACAGCCGGUGCACGAGACACAUCCCCAUAUCUUACAAGCCGGAGAGCUAACUGCUGGAAUCUCCGCCCAAGAAUAUGCCGAUCGACGCGCUGCUGUAGCCGAUGCCCUACCUGACGGUGGUGUUGCUGUGCUUCAAGCCGCUCCCAUUGUAUACAAGUCAGGCGCCGUUUUUCACCCGUAUAGACAAGAGUCGAAUUUCCUCUGGCUGACUGGAUGGGACGAGCCGGAUGCUGUCGCUGUCAUUCGCAAAACGGGGCCCAACUUGGGAGACUACACGUUCCACAUGUUUGUGAAUCCCAAGAACCCAAGAGAAGAACAAUGGAACGGAUACAGGAACGGGGUCCAGGCCGCAGAGGAUAUCUUCAACGCAGAUGAAUCAUUCCCCAUAGACGCGGCCGGAUCCCUGUUGCCUCGCCUCUUGAGCAGCGCCAAAUCUGUGUAUGCCGAUAUGCCACCCACAAACGCGCCGACAAAAUUCUCCUGGCGCGAGCUCGGCAGCCACGAGCCGCGGCCCAGUUCCAGUCCGCUUUCCCCGCUUGUAAAUAAGCUACGCGCAAUUAAGAGCCCAGCCGAAGUGGCCAACAUGAGAAAAGCAGGCCAAAUGUCUGGUCGUGCUAUUACAGAAGCCAUGAGGCGCCAGUGGACGAAGGAGAAGGAGCUCCAUGCCUUUCUUGAUUAUCAAUUCAUCAUGAAUGGGUGCGACGGACCAGCGUAUAUACCCGUCAUUGCUGGUGGUGAGCGUGCCAACUGCAUCCACUACACCGUCAACAACGACGUCUUUAAUAAGGACGAAUUCAUCCUUGUUGAUGCCGGUGGUCAAUAUGGUACCUACAUUACCGAUAUUUCUCGCACGUGGCCUUGCUCAGGCAAAUUCAGCCCUGCUCAGAGAGAUCUAUACGAGGCUGUUCUGAAGGUGCAGCGUGAUAGUGUGUCGCUUUGCAGAGCAGAUGCACGUAUGUCCCUAGAGGACAUCCACAGUGCAACAACGCGUGGACUAGUAGAACAAUUAAAGACGAUCGGCUUCGACGUCAACAUGUCCAAUAUUGGUCAGUUGUUCCCACAUCACGUUGGUCAUUACAUUGGCUUGGACGUCCAUGACUGCCCAACAUACAGCCGCCGCGAGCUACUUCGACCAGGUCACUGUGUCACCGUAGAGCCCGGAAUCUAUGUCCCUGACAAUGAGCAGUGGCCCUCCCAUUUCCGCGGAAUGGGUGUUCGUAUCGAGGAUAGCAUAUGUGUGGAUGAAACCUCACCCUUCAUCCUCACUACUGAGGCAGUGAAGGAGGUUUCAGAUAUUGAGGCGCUCCGAGACUAAAAUUUACACAGACAUGUUUAUUGCCAUCAUAGUGGUGAUCUGAUUUAAUUUCGGUUCGACGCGUUCCGCUUUAGAUUACGCGGUAGACAUACCCUAUAGACUUUAACGCUCACAUACAGCGUGUUGUAACAAUACAAUAAAAAUUAUAUAGAGAUGUUUUGCGUGUAUAAUUAACCUAAUUUGCGUUUGUGUGACCUUUUUAUCUGUUUUUCUCUUCCCAGCAGACUGAUUAUGUUAUUGGCAUGAUCCUCACCAUACGUUGACAGUCAUUGCCUUGUACUUGAUUCACUAGAACUGCGAAUAGUGGUCUACUGCGUCUGGAAUAAUAACGAUGGUAAUUAAAACAAAAUGGAUAUAUAUACAUAUAUGUAUCAUCUAUAAAAGUCAAAUAAGACAGAUCCCAAUGUAUAAAACCCUUAUGCAGCCCCAAUGCCUCGCAUGCGCCUGAAAUCAAGUAAUUGUAUUCCGGUUCAACACAAACUCCGGCACCCGAAAUAGCGCCCAAAACGAAAGCGAAAAGCCGAGGACCAAAACCAAGUAAACGAAAUGCAAACAAAACACCAGAAAUAAAAAAACAAAAAGCCACGACAAAAGAAAGCCUAUGGGAAGUUUUGAGGAUCAAACUGGCCAUAUUGAGUCGGCGCGUGUGGGACGCCGCCCUCUUGCAAAAUGCUCUCCAGUUGCUGGACGCGUUGGACAAGCUGGUGAUGCUCCGUGAGAAUCAUACGAUUUACUUGUUCCAGCUCAUGGAUAUAUUCAGUGGCCUUGCUAAGAAUUGUUCCCUAGAAAACAAAGCAACAUGUUAGUUUGUGCGACAACAAAUACAAAUCGCUUUGGUUAUCGACAUACCUUGCUGAUCUUGGAAGCGCCAGCGUUACCAAGCCCGCCAUCCGAAUCACCCUCCGAUGCUGUCUGCAGAGAGGGAACGGCGGCCUUGAGCUCUGCAAUUUUGUCCUUGAGGUUCAUGCGAUACUUGCGCUCAACGUCGUUGUGAGUAGUCCUGUCGCUCGAGCGUGGCUUGUCCUUGCUCAUGCCCGACUGAUUGACGGCGCGUCUGGACGAGCUUUCGCUAGCCACACUAUGUGAUCUCUGUUUCUUUAAUGGAGUACUAGCGACCGAAGCCUUGCGUGUGCUAGUUCGAGAGAAUCCUGUCGAGCUGCCAUUCUGGCUAUUCCAGCCAGAAGAGACAGAUCCCGCGUGAGGGCCACUAUUGGAUGGGACGAUAGGAACUUGGGAAGAGGACAUCAACGCCACGUCUGGCAUUAGUCUUGGGUUUUCAGAAGUCGGUGGUUGUCCGGCCCAUGACUGUCUGGUCAUUUGACGGUGUAGGCCAGCCGCUUGACUGCUUGGCUUCGAAGACGCACCGUCGGAGCCCCAGUUGAUUCCAUUUGAAAAAAGGUUGGAGUUGACAGGAUAUUCUUCCGAGCCUUGGAGCUGUUUUUCAGUGUCCAUUGCAUCGGAGAUGUCCGUGCUGCCUUGCGGAAGGGUUCCGGUGGCGGCACCACCCAUGAGGGAGUUGUACCAAUAGGGUGCAGACAGGUUUGUAGAAUACAUUCCGCCAGAGAGCUCAGGGCCAGAAGUAAUGCUGGCAGGGUGUUAGCGAUCGGUGUCAAGAAGUACGACCGAAGCAAAAAAAAGAAAGCAAGCUGUGACAAUAACAUGAGGAGGAGCAGAGGAAGACUAACCUGGGAUGGUUCGAGGCAGCAAAGCUCUUGUCGUAAGACAGAGCAAAGUUUUCUCGUUGUGAAGAGUCGUUUUGGGACUUUGUGGUAGUGCUGGUCCAACCUUGGGCAGCAGAAUCAGAAGCGCCACGCUCACCCAUGCUAGGAUCUAGAGGGCUGCCAGUCCAAGAGUUGGAUGGUGAGUGGGAAGAGUGCUCUUCACCUUGGGAUCGGGCAUAGGAGGAGAGAAUAGACGUUGGGGAUGGAGGAAGAACAAGGGCGGGCGAAGAAGCAUCACCUGGAAGCUUCAAGUCUUGGUCUGCCGCGUUUGCGCUGGGUGAAAGUGGAUAAAGGGCCUGGGAGAGCAGCUCCGUCUGGCCCGAGGGGAUGUGCUUGGUCGCCGAAGCUGACCAGUCAAACGACUUUUGCUUUUUCCAAGAUGUUGAAGAUAAAGGGCUGCAGGAAGCAAGACUCUUUGCAAAGCACACGCCUGAGAAUAGUUCUUCUGACAUGUGGACUGGAAACUUGCUUUGGAAGCAAGGGCGGGAUUGGGUGAUGGGUGACAAAGAUAUAAUAAUGGAUGAGGCGACGGACGAGGGCAGGGUAGGGGGUUCGAGAUUGGAGAAUCUGAUCCGAUCUGUAGCAGAGAGAGAAAUCCUUGGAAAAGAAAUGACAAGGGUAUAUUAAAUGUUUAUAAAUCGAAAUGCAAAAGAUAUGUGACCAAGUGCCGGGAAUGGUGUUCUUGAUAUAGACCGAGGGCCAAGUAUAUGGAUUUGUUGGAACGGGAAUCCUUUGGGGAUUGCGUUUAUAGGGAAGAAACUCAUACAAACUCAAGAGAUUAUCCAGAAACUUCUCAUUUUUGGAUUAUUUUUAUUUAUUUAUUUAUUUUUAUUAUUUAUUUUUCUUUCGUACUAGAUGCACCAGGGCCCUCUUUUCCCUCGGCGGCGUUUCGGAAGGCGGUCCCAGUUCCUUAGGGCCUUUUUGUCGGUGGUGGAGGAGGGGGACCAGCAAACAACAGGCAGAUGGAUAAGGUUCCGCCUAAGAAGGGGCUUCAGCUGCGCCUCGGCCUGGCCGUCCAAGGCAAAUCAAGCUAGGGCGAAGGGGCAGGGACGUGUUAGAAAACGGUGGUAAUAGCCAAGUUAACGGCGACCAUUGCUCGGGAUCCCGAGCUCUGCCCCCUCCCCCAUGGUAACCGUACCGUUUCGCGUCAGUUAACCCCCCACCGGGUGCUUUCUGAUGGAUAACUACAGUACUACUAACUGAACCUUAGAGGGACUGGACCGCCGAGGGAUGGCUGGCCAUGCAAGAUCGCGGGGGGGAUGAUGGGAGGGUGUCGGAAAUUGAUGCUCGCCCCAAACGCGUAAACCCCCAUCGACGCAAAGCGGCGUUUGGCGGCAAAUGAACGAAACCUGAGUAGCUCACAGCUUCGCGAUGGCGGCCCGGCAUCUCCAACUCAUUUGGCGGCACGUCACCAGAUUCAUCGGAGCUUGUCCGGUGCGCAGCAACUGUUGCCUUGUUGUAAAGACUCGCUGCAAAAGGACCCCAACCUGACUCAAGAUAGAGGACAACGAGGUCGGAUCUGCGGCGCAGCCACCAAGA